This is a messenger RNA of Botrytis cinerea B05.10, 1655 nucleotides long. RefSeq lists its product as hypothetical. Bases 226 to 894 code for a protein of 222 amino acids. Gene Ontology annotation, biological process: monoatomic ion transport; intracellular water homeostasis. Gene Ontology annotation, molecular function: mechanosensitive monoatomic ion channel activity. The transcript is spliced from 4 exons. The record is from RefSeq and is a predicted model, not a curated record. NCBI's taxonomy places the organism in Eukaryota, Fungi, Ascomycota, Leotiomycetes, Helotiales, Sclerotiniaceae.
GAUACGUAUCCCUGAAAGCCAUCUCACCGGUCUUGGAUUCACUCCUCCUUCCUUCCAAAACUUGUUUGCAUUGAUUCAUUUCCUUUUUGUUUUCUUCGUCUGUUUCUUUUCCGUUUAUCUCUAUAAAUUCGCAUCCGAAUCCCCUUCAGUCUUCUCUUUUGUUAAAAAAACAAACAAACAGGAAAGGCAUUAGAUUAACAAGGUCAACAGAAAAGAGAAUCAACCAUGCCUCGGCCACGGCUUAAUGCUUUCGACUCAAGUGAACCACUUCUCCGAACUACCAAUGCUGCCAACGCAGCACGUAGACAUAUCACGGGAUUCUGGGAGGGAUUUGUCGAUUUUGCUUUCAAUGAUAAUGUGCUUCACGUUGCCAUUGGUUUGAUAAUAGCGCAAUCCUUCACAGCUCUUAUAACCUCACUUGUCUCUUCCGUUCUCCUUCCACCGCUCUCUCUCCUCCCUUUCCUGAACAAGAACCUUGAAGAGAAAUUUGCGGUUCUAAGGCCCGGUCCUCAUUAUGAUGGUAUGCUUCACAACCACACUGAGAUCAGUGAUGGAGUGGAGGGAAACGUGACUAUGGCUGUAAACCUGGGAAUGGAAUUUUUGUAUGGAGCGGGGUAUAAUACGUUGAAGCAGGCAAUAGAUGAUGGGGCCAUUGUUCUGGCUUGGGGCUCCUUCCUAAACAAAGUGAUAAACUUCAUAGGCGUUGGUCUUGCUCUUUACGGUAUAGCAGGUCUCUACCAAUAUUUUAGUCAAGACAACGCGAUCAUUAAGCACACCGUCCGUUGUAAAUAUUGUCGCAAGAAGAUUUUUGAGAAGGCACAACGCUGCGUGUUCUGCACCUCCUGGCAGGAUGGCCGCGAAGAUCUUCGUCCCGCUGCAGCUACUAUCGGAUGAUUUCUCUUCAUGAAUUUUUCUCUUCCUCUUAAUUCCUCUAUUUUGCUCUUAUUAGCUGCCCUCUCCUGCUUUUUCUCCAACUUCCACUCAACCUGCAUACACCAUAUUUACAGCUAACUAUACGACUAUACGACCACACGACCAACGAUUUUACACCCACAUAAACUGCAUCCGCCAAUGAGAUCAAUGCAUUACAUCAACAAUACAAUUAAGAUCAAGAUCAAAAACAAAAACAAAACAAAAGAACAGCCAACGACCAAUACAAAAUAGAAGCAAAGCAUUGCUUUGUAAUCUUACAUGUGUAUAGAUAUACCUACAUACAUGGCCACAUAGCUACACACACACACACAAUACAUACCAAGUCGAAGCGAGGAGUUCAGGAAGAUAGAUUGACCACAACCACAAAUCCCGGUGUUAAGAGAAGGUUUUUCCUAGGAGAGAGGGCGUUCUUGAAUUUGAAUUUGAAUCUGCAUUUUUCUUUGGGUUUCUGGAGCUUGGAGUUUGAAUUCGAAUUUGGCCUCUGAGAUUCUGUUUGGCUAGAUUUCUCUUGACUUGACCGUCAAUAUGUUCGUUCAUUCGUUCAUUCACACUUCAUUCAUAGCGAGGAGUUUUAGCUUUCUGUUUGAUCCUUCAUUUGGGAAUUGUACUUUUGAGAUUGGAUGGAAGAGUAAGAGAAGAUGUACAAAGAAUGAUGAUAGAAAGUUUUAUAUUCUAGUUUCGAGUUCAGGAUGACACAGUUCUGGGAAUAAAUUGUCGUGGCA